Messenger RNA from Loxodonta africana (African savanna elephant), 5413 nucleotides. It is a transcript of the gene CLIP2, whose product is annotated as CAP-Gly domain containing linker protein 2. The transcript has 17 exons. NCBI's taxonomy places the organism in Eukaryota, Metazoa, Chordata, Mammalia, Proboscidea, Elephantidae. Gene Ontology annotation, cellular component: microtubule plus-end; cell cortex; nucleus. The record is from RefSeq and is a predicted model, not a curated record. Gene Ontology annotation, biological process: cytoplasmic microtubule organization. Gene Ontology annotation, molecular function: microtubule plus-end binding. Bases 177 to 3329 code for a protein of 1050 amino acids.
GCGGCGCUGGGAGGGGCCGCAGCAUCUUCGCCCCCCGCGCCCGGGCGCAGCCGCUGGGAGGAGGCCGGACGCCAGGCCUCGCGCUGCCUCGCUGGAGGCCGGAGGGGCGAAGGUGACAGAGGAUGGCAGAGAGGACGUGACUUGCAUCGACUCGUUUACCCAGCAGUGGCGCUGCCAUGCAGAAGCCCAGCGGCCUGAAGCCCCCCGGCCGUGGAGGGAAGCACUCAAGCCCCGUGGGCCGGACAUCCACUGGGUCAGCCUCGGCCUCUGCUGCAGCUGUUGCCACCGGCUCCAAGGAAGGCUCCCCGCUGCACAAGCAGGCAUCAGGCCCCUCCUCUGCGGCUGCCCCUGCUGCGCCUGAGAAGCCGGGCCCCAAGGCGGCCGAGGUGGGAGAUGACUUCCUGGGUGACUUCGUGGUGGGCGAGCGGGUGUGGGUGAAUGGCGUGAAGCCAGGCGUGGUGCAGUACCUGGGCGAAACGCAGUUUGCGCCUGGCCAGUGGGCGGGCGUGGUGCUGGACGACCCGGUGGGCAAGAAUGACGGCUCCGUGGGCGGUGUGCGCUACUUCGAGUGUCCAGCGCUACAGGGCAUCUUCACGCGGCCCUCCAAGCUGACCCGGCAGCCCACGGCCGAGGGCUCGGGCAGCGAUGCCCACUCGGUGGAAUCGCUGACCGCCCAGAACCUGUCGCUGCAUUCGGGCACGGCCACACCCCCUCUGACCUGCCGUGUCAUCCCCCUGCGUGAGAGUGUCCUCAACAGCUCUGUCAAGACAGGCAAUGAGUCGGGCUCCAACCUGUCAGACAGCGGCUCUGUGAAACGGGGCGACAAGGACCUGCGCCUGGGAGACCGUGUGCUGGUUGGCGGGACGAAGACUGGUGUGGUGCGGUACGUGGGGGAGACAGACUUUGCCAAGGGCGAGUGGUGUGGUGUGGAGCUGGACGAGCCCCUUGGGAAGAAUGAUGGGGCAGUAGCGGGCACCAGGUACUUCCAGUGCCCACCCAAGUUCGGUCUCUUCGCACCUAUCCACAAGGUGAUCCGCAUUGGCUUCCCGUCCACCAGCCCAGCCAAAGCCAAGAAGACCAAGCGUAUGGCCAUGGGUGUCUCAGCACUGACCCACAGUCCCAGCAGUUCUUCCAUCAGCUCUGUCAGCUCUGUGGCCUCCUCCGUGGGGGGCCGGCCCAGCCGCAGUGGCCUGCUCACAGAGACUUCUUCGCGCUACGCUCGCAAGAUCUCGGGCACAACGGCCUUGCAGGAGGCACUGAAGGAGAAGCAGCAGCACAUUGAGCAGUUGCUGGCUGAACGGGACCUGGAGCGGGCUGAGGUGGCCAAGGCCACAAGCCACAUCUGUGAGGUGGAGAAGGAGAUCACCCUGCUCAAGGCACAGCACGAGCAGUAUGUUGCAGAAGCAGAGGAGAAGCUGCAGCGGGCACGGCUGCUGGUGGAGAGCGUGCGGAAGGAGAAGGUGGACCUGUCCAACCAGCUGGAGGAGGAGAGGAGGAAGGUGGAGGACCUGCAGUUCCGAGUGGAGGAGGAGUCCAUCACCAAGGGAGACCUGGAGACCCAGACGCAGCUGGAGCACGCCCGCAUUGGGGAGCUGGAGCAGAGCCUGCUACUGGAGAAGGCGCAGGCCGAGCGGCUCCUCAGGGAGUUAGCGGACAACAGGUUGACAACGGUGGCCGAGAAGUCACGGGUGCUGCAGCUGGAGGAGGAGCUGAGCCUGCGGCGUGGUGAGAUCGAGGAGCUGCAGCAGUGCCUCCUGCACUCAGGCCCACCGCCAGCCGACCACCCCGAGGCCGCUGAGACCCUGAGGCUGCGCGAACGGCUGCUGUCAGCCAGCCAGGAGCACCAGCGGGAGAGCGGGGCGCUGCGGGACAAAUACGAGAAGGCACUCAAGACCUACCAGGCGGAGGUGGAGAAGCUGCGGGCAGCCAACGAGAAGUAUGCGCAGGAGGUGGCGGACCUCAAGGACAAGGUCCAGCAGGCCACCAGCGAGAACAUGGGGCUCAUGGACAACUGGAAGUCCAAGCUGGACUCGCUGGCCUCCGACCACCAGAAGUCCCUGGAGGACCUCAAGGCCACCCUGAACUCAGGCCCGGGCGCCCAGCAGAAGGAGAUUGGGGAGCUGAAGGCUGUAAUGGAGGGCGUCAAGAUGGAGCACCAGCUGGAGCUGGGCAACCUGCGGGCAAAGCAUGACCUCGAGACGGCCAUGCACGUGAAGGAGAAGGAGGGCCUGCGGCAGAAGCUGCAAGAGGCCCAGGAGGAGCUGGCCGGGGUCCAGCAGCACUGGCGGGCCCAGCUGGAGCUGCAGGCUGGCCAGCACCGGCGGGAGCUGCAGGCGGCCCAGGACCAGCGCCGUGACGCCGAGCUGCGGGUGCACGAGCUGGAGAAGCUGGAUGUAGAGUACCGCGGCCAGGCACAGGCCAUCGAGUACCUCAAGGAGCAGAUCUCCCUGGCCGAGAAGAAGAUGCUGGACUACGAGGGGCUGCAGCGGUCGGAGGCCCAGAGCAGGCUGGAGGCUGAACGGCUACGGGAGAAGCUCUUGGUUGCUGAAAACAGACUGCAGGCAGUGGAGUCCGUGUGCUCGUCCCAGCACGCUCAUAUGAUUGAGUCCAGCGACAUUUCAGAGGAGAAGAUCAGGAUGAAGGAGACUGUGGACGGCCUGCAGGACAAGCUGAACAAGAGGGACAAAGAAGUGACAGCCUUGACGUCCCAGACCGAGAUGCUCAGGGCCCAAGUAAGUGCACUGGAGAGCAGGUGCAGGUCGGGGGAGAAGAAGGUGGACAACCUGCUGAAGGAGAAGCGGCGCCUGGAGGCCGAGCUGGAGGCCGUGUCCCGGAAGACCCACGAUGCCUCGGGCCAGCUGGUAGUCAUCAGCCAGGAGCUGCUCCGGAAGGAGCGGAGCCUGAAUGAGCUGCGGGUGUUGCUGCUAGAGGCCAGUCGCCACUCGCCCGGGCCCGAGAGGGACCUGAGCCGAGAGGUCCACAAGGCCGAGUGGCGGAUCAAGGAGCAGAAACUCAAGGACGACAUCCGAGACCUGCACGAGAAGCUGACUGGGCUGGACAGAGAGAAGUCCCUGACAGAGCAGAGACGUUACUCCCUCAUUGACCCGUCUACAGCGCCUGAGCUCCUGCGGCUGCAGCACCAGCUGAUCAGCACGGAGAAUGCGCUGCGUGACGCACUCGACCAGGCCCAGCAGGUGGAAAAGCUCAUGGAGGCCAUGCGGAGCUGCCCCGACAAGUCCCAGGACAAGUCCCAGCCCCUCAGCAAUUCUGGGUCUGCCAACGGCGUCCACCAGCAAGACAAGGCCCACAAACAAGAGGAAAAGCACUGACCCUGAGGGACCAAGUGGAGAGGCCCAGUGCACACCAGAGACUGCUGGCCUGCCCUGGUGGCGCCCCCUCCAGGCAGGGGCCAGGAUUGUCACUUUGGAGACAAGAACAGUGUUUGUAAUGAUAACAGACUCACCGCCGUGGACAAUCCCCCACCCCAGAACCCCCCGCCGGACCAGGAGGCUUCCUCAAGCAUGGCCUUCCACAGGGAGCAACACAGCUCCGGCUUGAGCCCGGGACCUCAGCCUGGACACCUGGACACCAAGCAGUUUCCAGAGUUUGUUUGGGAGGCGGAAGCCAUCCAGCCAAGCCCUUCCCCCUCUGACCCCUGGCUGCCCCUAGGACCAUUUGGGCACCCUGGCACUUCCCUGCCCUCUGUUUCCUCCCUCUGCUCCCUGGGUUUCCUCAGGCCCCAGAACAGCCAUUGUGCCCAGAAGGGGCCAGGGGAGGCCCAGCUUCUCCUUGCAGGCGCUGAGGAGGAGCCAGGAGGGAGCCCCUUUUCCAAAGCCAUUUCCAGGUCAAGGUGCACCCAGGGCUUCUCAUCCCCACAUACUGAGUGCCCUUCAAACAGUGGUACUAGCACCCCUUACCCACCUGCCUAGUGGGCCCCCAGGUUCACAGUGCAGGUGGGCAGGGCCCCUCCUUUCCUCCCACCGGACACAGACACAGAUUUGCACACACUGCCAGCUGCUAGCAGAGGCAUCCGCCCACGGCCAGGAGCUGCGGUGUUAGGGAGGUUUGGGCGCCCCUCUCCUCACCUCCACCACUGGCCUUGGCCAGUCCGGAGCUGGGGGAGGGGCGGCCAAAGGGGAGUCUAGAGCAUGUGUUGACUGGUCAGUAAUAUGGGAUCCCCUGGGUUGAUUAGAUGUUCUGAAACUGGGCCUCCCACCUGUGGGCCCUGAGGGGUACGCCCCACAUCCCUCGGGCUGUGCGCACACUCAGAGGGAUCCCUGCUUGUGCACGUGGGCAAGUGCUGGGUGUGUUUGCACUUAACAUGCUUGGGCCACACAGACACACAUGCUUGGGCCACUCAGAUGAACACGCUUAGGCCACACAGACACACACGCUUGGGUUCCGGAAGUGAGCCCAGGUCUGGCAGGUCUGUGCUGCGGAUGCUGCAAACAUUCCUGCAGACCAAGUGUGCUACACACCCAGGUGCACACAGAUAAGUGUCCAGGGACACGUGUACCACACACGCUCAUCAGCUUGCACCCGGACCAGUAGCCACCUCCUCCCCACCUGCCCAGAGCUUUCCAGUCCUGUCUCUUGUAACUAGAAAAACCCCCAAGGGGUGUUGAGGACAAGAAAAAUCUAACUGCCUCCCCCCUCUUCCUCUCAAGCCCCGCCGAGCUACUCCAGGCCUGGACGUGGUGGGAAAAGCCAGUAUCACACAGCAACCCCACCUGGAGAGCCACCAGGCCUGCAGAUGAGCUGACAGGCCUGCAGACGGGCUGCCACCUUGUGCCUCAGCAUCAGCCUCCCUCAGCUCAGGGAGAUUUUUCACAUGCGGCCGCCACCUUCCGGUGAGCGGGCGAGCCUCAUGCCCAUCAUGACAUUCCCAUAAUGCACCAGGUACGCAUAUCCCACCCUCGGACCAGCCCAGGUGCCUCCCAGGUACUGGUAGGUGGUACCCGUGUUCCUGCCCCGAUGCAGCCCAUAAUCCUGGGGCAGCAAGAUUGUGCCCUCAGCCUCCCCUCCCUGUCGGCCUUUGGUAGCUCUCGCAUGUGGUUUUAUUAACAACAAUAGAGGAGCCACGCUUUAGUGGCCUGAUCCAGAGCUGAGCACUGUUCUCCCACAGUCAGGCAAGGGCCAGCCGCUGCUCUACUAACGAGGCCCACACACGCAGCACCAGGUGGGGCUGGGCCGUUGAUGGAGGGCUUGAGGUAGCUGGUGGUCAGAGAAAUGGCUUCCUGUGAGCAUCUGCCUCCAUGGGCCUCUUGGCCUGCCCUGUGGGCCACUCUGGUACCGGCUCAGCCAUGGUCCCCUCGCCCAAGUCCUCCCCACACCCUUCCCUCCUCAAAGUGGAAUUGUUGAAGUGUGGCAAGUCCGUGCUUGGGACAAUAAAGCUUGUGACUGAGGUCCGGGA